CGAGCAGUACUUGUGUUCUAUCUGAGGGACGGAGAAGAAGAAGAACUGAAGAAGUCUCGGACUGCCAAUGUUGCCAACUGUAGGGUAAUUGCCCUACGCAUAGGGUAAUUUGGGCAAAAUCUUGGACGGCAGGGCAAUAUUUUCAAGUGUAGGGUAAUUGUAACAAGGUAAGUUUAGAUCAAUAUGCUUAUUAGUAAUCGCUAUAUUGCAUAUAAACACAAUCUAAAGAUUUAUUUAUUAUCAUAGCCGCAAAAUGUUGGGUCAUUUGCAGUUGUGUAGGGUAAUUUCUCGUCUUCCGUAGGGGCCGUAGGGUUAGAGGGGUUGGCAUCACUGUCGGCAGUGAACUGUGAGUGAGCGUUGCUGAGCUGAUGAGCACCAUCAAGCUGCCCGCCCGCCAAGCUAGUUCUUGUCUGCUGUGCAAGUGUUGUUUGAAAUUUUGGCUUAUCUACGCGUCGCCUACUCCUAGGUGCUAUAAAGUACUAUGCACCGCAUGGUUUGGUAAAAUGUGAUCUUGCAGACAAACCGACCUAGAGACACACGAACACGCACACACAACCUGCGUUAAAGAUAAGGAGGGGAAACGCUUAUCUGCCUUCAUUUCGUUUCGAGUCUGGGACUCAGUUGCUGUCCUGGAGCAUUCCUAGUACUACUUCCGGGAUAAUAAUGGACAAGAGUGACGAAAAGCCAAAAGACUGGAAGGUGAGUUCUGUACUCUCGGUUGGUCUACCAGAUGAUAAACAACACCAUCCAGCGGAAGAACAAAAAGAUGAGACUGCAGAAGAUCGUGGCUGGACUGAUCGGCACACGCUUGUCUUGAUGACUUUAAUGGGCCAAUGCAUGGCUUUUAUGAUCAGAGGAAGUCUCUCCGUCGCAAUCGUUGCAAUGGUGUCCUCUAAUUCCAGUUCGACUCACGGUCACGGGGCUGAGAAUCACGUCGAUGUUUGUCCAGUGCCGCCUUGUGCCAACUGUACCCUCGGUCUAGAAAAGGAAGGCGAAUUCGACUGGGAUGAACAGCUGCAAGGCUUGGUGCUCGGGGCGCACUUCUACGGAUACUUGUCGUCGUGUUUUGUCGCAGGACUGGUGGUGGAUCACUUCGGCGGGCGCCUCAUGUACGGCGUCAGUAACUUGGGAAUGUCGAUCCUCAGUGUGCUGGCUCCCGUCUCAGUUCGCACGUCUGUUUGGCUGUUGAUCACCAACAAAGUUCUCAGCGGUUUGAUCCAGAGCCCUCUGUACCCUGCUCUCAACUCCUUGAUGCUGUCCAGGAUACCGCCACACCUCAGGACUAAAUACUACUCCAUUACCGUAGCUGGCGAUACGUUGGGAAACGUCUUCUCAAUGGCUCUUGGAGGAGUCUUGGCUAGUUCCAGCUUUCUGGGAGGCUGGCCGUCGGUAUUCUACGUCUUCGGGGUAGCAGGGAUUCUCUGGGGCGUUAUGUGGUUCUCACUGAUUAAGGAAGAUCCAAAGAACGUAGCUCCAGGAAUGACUGCCGAUGCUCGAAAUAGAAAUAUGUUAAAAGACAUCGACUUCAAGCGUGUCCUGACUUCUCUCCCCUUUUGGGCGCUCGUGUCGUUCCACAUAGGAGACAACUUUGGCUACUACUUGCUGUCUUCGGAGAUGCCUACCUACCUGAGCAACAUCCAGCAUCUUGACCUUAACAAGAAUGGGUUGCUAUCAUCUUUGCCUUACACAUUGCAAUCAUCCUUCAGCAUGGUAUGGGGAAUCUUUAUCAGUGGACUGACUAUUUCUGGAAGGAUUUCAGUUCUGACUGCUCGCAGAAUUUCUUCAGCAGUAGGAAUGUACGGUGCUGGCUUGGCACUAGUAGUAAUGUGUUUCGUCAAUUGCAAUGUACCACUGGCGGUUGGAGUCUUGUGCAUAGCAGUGGGCAUCACUGGAGCCUCCAAUAGCGGGGGUCAUGUGGGAGAGCAGGAUAUAUGUCCUCAAUCGCUAGUGGGAGUCAUCACAGGAAUGGGUUGCAUGGCCUCGGCUGCUACCGGAUUCUUAGCUCCUCUGGUCACAGGGAGCAUCAUAAUGGGAAACGAAACCUUACCAGCAUGGCGAACGGCGUUCCUUAUAGCAGCUGGAGUGUAUUUCAUAACUGGAACGUUUUACCAGACUUUUGUAACUGACAAGGUUCAGCCGUGGAUUAAAAUCAAGGAAAAUGCAGAAAGCAGCAAGUCCUAGAAGCCACUGCGUAAUGGAACUGAAUAGGGAAGACUGACAGAUUCCCCAAGACAAUUCAACAGCCGAAUAUGGGUUAACUUUUCCUUUAUAUCCCCAGCAAGGAGACAAAAUAAUUGCACGUUUUUAUGCUGUAGUCUUUGUAAGAAAGGCUUACUUACCCUUUCACCAGUAACAGUUGCUAACAUUUAAGUAAUCAUUGAUAGAAUAACGAUAAAAAUGAAUUAAAUCAGUUUACAUGUGAUCUGUUGCACAGUUCGUACUAACCUACUAUAGCCUACAUUUGUUAUGAAGUCAGAUCACAUUUAUCAGCAAUAUUAUCA
Molecule: messenger RNA, 2501 nt
Organism: Macrobrachium nipponense
Lineage: Eukaryota; Metazoa; Arthropoda; Malacostraca; Decapoda; Palaemonidae
Product: putative inorganic phosphate cotransporter
Exons: 12
Coding region: 664-2181 (505 amino acids)
Biological process (GO): monoatomic anion transport; transmembrane transport
Cellular component (GO): membrane
Molecular function (GO): transmembrane transporter activity
Source: RefSeq, a predicted model, not a curated record